AUGUCAACGCAUCGAGGCUACCUCGAGCUGAAAAGCCCAGAAGCACCUCUAUCUUUUCCAAGGCCAGUGGCAUCAAGCCCACAAAAUAGCUCUUCCAUCGACUCUCGAUUAUUCAACACGUUACGGUCAAUAAUGCACGAAUCCUGCGAGCCAUGGUACGCUUUUCGAGCCUCGUUCAUACUGGCUAUCUGUGUGGAACACCUCUUACAUUGUCUUGUAAAUUUGGAGAGGAAGGUUCGAACGAACGUAGCGGUUAUUCCCUCAGCUACACAACAAAUUCACCCCUCACUAGUAGCGGCGUGA
Marasmius oreades (fairy-ring Marasmius) is the source of this 303-nucleotide messenger RNA. RefSeq lists its product as uncharacterized. The transcript has 3 exons. Bases 1 to 303 code for a protein of 100 amino acids. Lineage: Eukaryota; Fungi; Basidiomycota; Agaricomycetes; Agaricales; Marasmiaceae. The record is from RefSeq and is a predicted model, not a curated record.